Molecule: messenger RNA, 4034 nt
Organism: Diatraea saccharalis (sugarcane borer)
Lineage: Eukaryota; Metazoa; Arthropoda; Insecta; Lepidoptera; Crambidae
Source: the annotation of a GenBank genome assembly
AGUUGGAAUUUUUGGUCAUUUGAGGGAGUACGUGUUUAUAUUUUAUUUUGAAUGAACUUAGUGAUCCUCAUCAUGUGUUUUGUGUUGCAACUCUAAGGUUGUACUCAAAUAUCUAUAAAAAAAAUACUCUUUCGUAUUAUUGAAACGUAUAUUUGUGUAAAAUAAUUCAAGAUGAGGUUAGCUGGUGCCAUUUUCAGCAAUGUUACCAAAAUGUUGGACUUUUAUUCACAAUUUAAUCCGUCGCCGUUAUCCAUAAAGCAGUUUAUAGACUUUGGUCUCAAUGCGUGCGAGAGGAAGUCAUUCCUGUUUCUAAGAAAGGAAUUGCCAGUCAGACUGGCGAACAUAAUGAAGGAGAUAGCUCUACUGCCAGAUAACCUGCUGAGGAUGCCGUCAGUGGGCAUGGUGAACCAGUGGUACGAGAGAUCGUUCGAGGAGAUUAUACAGUUUGAGAAAAUGGACCCGGAGCCACCCGUGUUGACACAGUUUUGUGAGCGCCUCAUUCACAUAAGGAACCGUCACGCUGAUGUGGUGCAAACGAUGGCGCAAGGUGUUCUUGAGCUGAAAGAGUCACAUGAAGUGGACGUCGGCACCGAGAACUCGAUACAGUACUUCUUGGAUCGGUUCUACAUGAGUCGGAUAUCGAUAAGGAUGUUGAUCAACCAGCAUACUCUUCUUUUCGGCGAAGAACAAGUUAGCGCUCGACAAGCAUCAGUCUCCGGUAUAGGCAACGGUGGCCGCCAUAUUGGGUCCAUUGAUCCCGCUUGUGACGUGGUCGUGGUCGUCAGAGACGCUUAUGAGAAUGCGAGGUUCCUCUGCGACAGAUAUUAUUUGGCGUCGCCCGACCUUGAGCUGAUGCAGAUGGGAGUGGCCAGCGAUCGUCCGAUGCCGAUAGUUUACGUGCCGUCACAUCUUUACCACAUGCUGUUUGAGUUGUUCAAGAACGCCAUGAGAGCGGUUAUGGAGCAUCACGAGAGCGCUCCCCCUCCUAUACAAGUGAAUCUGAUCAAUGGAAAAGAAGAUAUAUCCGUGAAGAUGUCAGAUCGUGGCGGCGGCAUUCCUCGUAGUGUGACAGAUCUCCUGUUCAAGUACAUGUAUAGUACGGCGCCGCAACCGUCCAAGUCUGAUUCACAUACUGUUCCACUCGCCGGAUAUGGAUAUGGCUUGCCUUUAUCCCGGCUUUAUGCGAGAUAUUUCCAUGGUGACUUGGUACUAAUGUCCUGUGAAGGUUAUGGAACUGAUGCAGUCAUAUAUCUCAAGGCACUUUCUAACGAAGCGAACGAGUUAUUACCGAUAUUCAACAAGACAUCGACUAAGUUCUACAGACCGGUAGCCCAGUUAGCUGAUUGGUCCGGAUCUUUAAAUACAGCAAGCAAUUCUUGUAAGAACAGAGAGAAGGUAUCGCCCCUAUCCACGCCUGUUUCUAAUAGUAUAUAGCCGGAAAAAUGCGGAGCUGAAAUUGAAGCUCCGGUCUCAGAUAAAUAAAUUUAUCUUUCAGGCUGCAUGGUUGUAGAUCCCUUUGCCUUGACAACAGUCGAAAUUAUUAAAAAUAAAAGUAGCGCGCCAAAAAUUUCAAAAUUCGAAUGUGUAUAAUAAAAUAGUUAUUUAAUAUUAUUUGGUUUUUCUGUUAAAAAAUAACUUUGAGAACGAUUCUAUUUAUAAAUUGGAAACUUUAUUACGCUUGCUAAGGUUGAAAAAUUACAAGUUAAUUGUCAUAUUUUUAUGAAAUUCGUAUCGUAAUUUAUUAUUGUUGAAUUAACUAUUUGAGGUAUUUCUGUACUUUUUAUGUAAAAAAAAUAAAGGAGCAGCAUUACCAAUUGUGAGCGUCAUAAUUGUCUCUUUCUUUCUUAGAUAAAGCCUUAUAUCAAAUGUAGAGACGCCUAAUAAUCAUUCAUUACUGUUAAGUAAGUUUAUUUUUGUCUAUUUUAUUAUUUUUAUCAAUGUGAUAUUUAGUGAUAUAAGGAAGGAACAGGAAGGAAAACUAUGGACUGAAAUGGUUACUUGAUGUAUUUUAUAGUUUCGCCUUGAUUAUCUAACAAGUCUUACCAAAAUCAUGUUUAAUAUUACAAAUCGAAAAAAUAUAUAAAGAUUAAUCAUCGAGUGCUUUAUUUAUCAAAGUUCUUGUUACAAUUUUAAAAUAUUCGGUUCCCGAGAUAUAGCCAUAUUAACAUAGACGUAUAUGUAUGACGUCAUAAAUUCGAAAUAACAUCUUAGGGUGUAUCCGAACCCAAUAAAUUCAGCUGUAAAGUGUACGGACUUUUUCGUAUCAAGUUGAAACUAUAAAAUGCAGAUGGUGAAGAUAUUAAUAUUACUCUAUUAUAAAUUAAGAGAAGAUAUCAGAAAUACUUAUAGAGCUUGGAUAGCGUUAGGUAUGAUAUUGUUAAGUGAAAAGUGUGAUUGUAUAUUUGUUUAUAAUGUAUUUAUGUGCGAGUGAAUAUGUAAAACACAUGUAUAUAAUGUUGAUUUAAUCACCAUACCGCUCAAUAUGUUAAAAAUAAAUACAGUAGGAUGAAAUUAAUUUGAUUCGAUUUAUCGACGUUAAUUUAAUUUAACGUUAUUGGAACUACAAUUUUGUAAUUUAUUCAUUGAAAUACUAUUUUUUAUUUAUGCAAUUAUGUCAUUGUGAGCGGUAUAUAUGAAAAAAUACUCGUCUAAAUUCUCCGCGUGUCGACCUCUUUGUACUAGAUAUACAUUUAGCUGGUAAUAUGUUAACGUUUACUUUUUUUUUAUUUGAAGCAGAUUUAUAAUUCUUUGCUUUUCCUUUCGAACUACUUACACUUAAGAUUUGGAAAAAACCAUUGUUUUUAUUUAAGAUGAUUAUUUAAAAAGAUUUUUCCAUAGCUUUCUAAUUUUUUUACAGUUUAUUUUUAAUAUUGUUUAGUUAAUGGACUUAAAUACUUAUAAUGUAACCUUAAUAGACAUGGUCAUUUAGUUUAUAUUGCUAUAACCAUAGAGAUACACGUGGCGCUGUUUGGAUAUGCAGUAAAAUGUCCUGUAAAAAAAAAGUCUACAUUGUUAUUGAUAUUGGUCGUUUAACCAUUACAUAAGUUGACUUGUUAACUUUAAUUUCAAAUAAAAAUAAAAGUACACAUAAAAAUGUAUCGUUUUAAGUAACACUUAAUUAAAAAAAUAUAAUAUCGGUACACACUAUUCUGUUGUAUUAACCAGUGAAAAAUAAAUAUGUUAAUAAGGAAACAGUUAAUAUUUUUUUAAUGCAUAUCGAAUUACAAUUUUACAUACCUACUGAUUACGUAAGGUUUUUAUUAAUUUUGUGAAACUCUUGAAAGUAUGAGAAAUAUAGUAUUUUUGUAUACAUAAUAAUCAACUAAAAGUGCAGAGCCUCUUUUUCUAUCCAUUAGAGAAAAAUAAGGAUGGGGAACAUAUCAGAACGGUACACUGAAUGAGUAGUAGAUAAAAGUGACAAUUUAUAAUAUGGUAAAAAAACAUUGAGAUCACGGGGCCGAUUUAAACAAUAUUUACAUCAGCGCAAUGAUUUCACCGAGCAACAUAGGCAUAAGCUAUUUUUUCACAAAGUCUACAAAGUUCCCACGAUCAGUCACAGUGGAGCGAAUGUGACUUUGUUUAACUUAUAAACAAAUGUAAUAAACAUUACGAAGGUCCUUAAUAUGUAAGAUAUAUUUUUGAUAUUCUGCUGUCUCAUACAAUGCGGCGUAGCAAACGAUGCACAAAGAUGUUAUUCGAGUGCAAUAAGCUAAUCUCUUCAGUUUUAUUGUUUGUUUUCACUGUCGAUGAAGCGUGUAUGUUUGUAGCGAAAUAAAAUAAAAUGCAGUACAAAUGUGACUUACAUAGUACUAAGAAAAAUGUUCGCUCUAUCGGCGGACAAACAAUUUUUAAUGUUGCAUUUUUAUUUCGUUGUAACUAAGUUUAAUUCUGAUUUUAAUUCCAAAACAAAAGUUUUUUUAUAUAAUAGUGAUGUACUAUUCUAGAUAACGAGAAAUAGUGAGUUUCUGCAAAUAAAUAAUUUGAAUAACAUUAUUUUAUUAUUGUAAUGCCUUUAGUGUUAAAGUGUACGUCGA